GGGAAGCGGGGCUGGCUGCUGUCGUCAGGAAAACACUGAUAUUUCUCAAAGCUGCUGCCCUACUUCGAGAAGGAUAGCUAAUCUAUUAUUACGGUGGCUUUAUUACUGAUGCAGUUUCCACCUGGAGCUAAGCCAUUAUUGAGAGCUUUAAAUCAGUUACAUCAGCCUUUCUUCGUGUGUGGGAUUUGGAGCGUGGUUAAGGAAAAUGGCAUGAUCUGCCUGGGUGUGUUUUGGCUCCCGGGUGGGCAGUUUAGUUGAGGGUGCCUUUCAGUUCAUCCCAGUGCACCACAGGAUCGUGGCCUGGAAUAAGCAGCAAGGAGUGCCAGCAAGCCUUGGCUGCCCUUCUGCUUCCACACCUAGGCGUAGCACUGCAUGCUCUUCACCCGAAUCAGAAAUGCAGCAUACCAGGUUGAUGUAGAAUCAGUGCUGUGGAUUUUUUCAUUUUACAGAUUUUGUGUAUGACUUUGGUGAGCUAAAAUAAAAUCUUAGUGUAAGAAGUACUCGGUGCCAGCGUUCCUGCUCGUUAUGGCCUUUGUUUUCAAUACCGAUAAAGCAAUACAGUUCCGGUUUAGUUGCAGUAAGACAUGGAUGGUUUUAAACUGGGUGUCAGACUUGGUUAUGUAACAUUAUCUGAUGAUCUCACUGCCUUUUGGCUGAUGGCAAAAUUGGCAGCCUGCUGUGAGGAAAACUUGAGGAGAUUUGUGAUAAAUGGCAGAGAUAGGUAUAUUUUUCUAAUUGUAGAUGUUUUCUGGUAACCUACAACGGCAGUAUGGAAUCACUCACGUUGCUGCAAAACGUUAACUUUAAAAGCCAUUGGCAUAACGCAGUAGGUGUAAAUACUGUCAGUAUGAAAUAAAGUAUUUCUAAAGGAAGGCUUUGCCAUGCAAGACCAUAUUAAACUAUUUGUGUGUCAGAUGAUAGCGUAAAACUUGAAAGCUGUAAAAGAGUCUAUUUUGAAAAAAAGUUAUCUAACUUAUUCUGUAUGACGCUACAGACACUGCUGAUCUAAACAAAAGGAAAAUGCUUUUUCCUUGCUAUUGUAGAACAAGAACAGGGAUACAACCAAAAAUGGAAAAUCAAAAGGUGCAGAAAACGCAGUGUGAUAUGAAAACAGAUCUGAACUUACUGCUUGAAUGCCUUAAAUACCAGAUGGACUGCCCUUCAUCUCAGAAAGAGGCUUUGAUCACUAUUUAUUCAAUUUGUCAACAAAACAGUGAAGCAAGUGAAUAUUUACAAGAAAUUGGUGGUUUGGGGUUUAUAAAUGAUCUUGCAAAGUCAAGUGCUUAUGGCAUAGUGAAGGAAGCAGCUUUAUUUACACUGGGAAUGAUAAUAGAAAGUAAUGUUUACUGCCAACAAACUUUGUGUACUUCUACAUUAUUUGAGGAGCUCAUUUUAUUUUUAAUGAAUAAGGAUUCUGGUGUGAACUUGAAAAGAAUGUCUGUUUAUGUCAUCUUAGCACUGGUUUCAAAUAAUAAACGUGGGCAAACCUAUGUCAGAGAAACAGGCUGCAUUGGUCUUCUUCUACAGUUAUUCAGAACAACUCUUUCCACAUCUGAGCUGAAUCUGUCAGAUGAAAAUACGAAUGGCUGCUAUCAGCUGUGGUCUUCAGUCUGUAGUACGCUCUGUGCCUGUGUUAACAAUCCUCAGAAUGAAGAUAAUCAAAAGAUUUGCUGUUCAGUCUUUCCGUAUGCGAAAGAGUGGCUAGAAAGUUGCAUGGAGCCCGAGAUAGUUCGUCCUAUUUGUUCAUUUGUUGGCCUCACGGUUGCAAAUAACUCCCCUGUGCAGAAAUAUUUUGUUUCUGUUGGAGGAUUGGAUACCUUAGCUCAAGUCCUCAUCAAGCUGAUGCGUGAUGAUUCCUGCGUGAGUCGCUCUAGUGCAAAACUUGCAAUAGUAGUAACAAAGACGCUGGAUGCCUGCAUUGCUAAUGACUCUGCCGUGACUGUUGUUUUGGCAAAGUAUCAUACUGUGUCAGAACUGCUGAACCUACUGUCUAAUGACACUCUGGAUGCAGGAGAAAAAAUGAGCAUUAUUCUAACAAUUGGACACUGUACUGAAGUCUGUGAAGAAAACCAGUGUGAACUGCUCAAGAACAAUGGUCUUCCACUUAUGAUUCAGGUACUAACUGAGUCUCAAGAUGAGGAACUACACAAAGCUGCUACUUUUGUGCUGCAGAACUGCAAACAAAUGACUGAACAGCUGUCCUUGAAAAUAAAUGACAAGUCCCUAGGUGUGAAGAACGCAGAAGAGCUGGAGAUGGACAUGCAAAUCAAAGAAAGAAGUCAGCAAAACUACUGGAGGAAAGCAGAAGACAUUCUGCACAGAAUAAACUUGAUUGAGAAAGAACAUGAUGAGAUUAGCAUGUUUACCAAGGAAGGAGCGCAAGGAAGACUGUUUGACAGGACUUCAGAAGCCAAUAUUGAAGCAUCAAAAUCCCAUGAAGCAAAUCCCAGUGGUACAAAAGCAUAUAUAGAAAGAACACGCAAAGAAUUACGUGGUCCACAGUUAAUCUCUAAGCUGGAUGAUCAAGUUCUUGCUCUAGCUGUAAAUUCUUCUGCACUGACUGUGAAUCCAGUAAAUGCUUCUGCUAGAAAGAGGAAACAGAGUGAUAUUCCAAGUUCAGUUUAUGAGCUGCAAGCAGACUGUGUAAUUCAAAGUCAUAGUAUAAAUGAAAAAACUGCUUGUGAAAAAAGUCAUUCUGUUCUUCAAGUAAGGAAAGGCUUACUUCAACAACCAGCAGAGACUAUUAAAGAUAUGAAAUGGGCAAGCACAUCAGACCAACAAUCAUUCUACUCAGAGAUAAUCAAGGAAGAAAAAAGUAAUUUGAUUACAGCUGCAUCCCUUAAAAUGACAGAUUUCAUGUGUUUAGGUUGUACAACAACAGGACUGUCUUUCAAUAGUAGAACUUUUAAUAAGAUGUUGCAAACUUGUCCAUACCGGUGUGGCCGUCACAAAGUCAUUCUGGAAGCUGAAGAAAGAUAUAAAAAGAAACUUCAAAAAUCAUCCAUUUCUAACAAAAGACAUGCAGCUUAUGAGAAAAUAAUGAUGACUCCAGUGAAGAAAGGAAAACCACGUGUAGAGACACCUUUUAAGAGCAGACAGGAUGAUUUCCAAAGUAUUCUUUUGACUCCAAUUAGAAAAAGCAAGCCUGACACUUCAAAUAGAUAUGAGCAUAAUAAAAAUACUCAGUUAACUGAAGAAUAUAACUUGCUACCAACAUAUAAAAAAUGUGAGUAUCGCCAGAAAAUUAAUUCUGUAACAAGCCUAACUUAAAGAUCAGGUUUUACCUUUAGUUCAGAGCAUUGAAAAAAGCAUCCAUGCUUGCUGUUGGAGACAAAUGGCUGAGAAUUUUAAGACAUUCUUGUAGCUUCAGUCAUAGCAUUACUGACGCUUAUUUUCAGUUAAAUCCUGUUGUUUGCUAGUUGCCUCCAGUACCUAAAUAAUUUGGACAUGUUAAUGCCAAUAAUGGAAAAAAAAAUCUAAUGAAAAUUAGAUAUUAGUAAUCAGGCAACAUGUGCAUAUUCAUGUUCUUCAGAAGAAACGUUCCUUCACAGCACUGCAGUCAGUUUUACAGUUGAGUUCAGUUAGCUCAAAGUAACUGAGGGUUGGUCUUGUUCACAGUUUGGUAUCUUUCCAAAAAAGACGAGAUGCUCACUUGGAGUGUGAAAGAAAUGUGCAGCCAGGAAUGCCAACAGUUAAAAGAAAAUUGUAUCCAUUCACUUGAUGAAGUUACCUAUGUGCAGCCUAAUACACUUGUGUAUUUAUAAAUGUAAAAUCACUGAAAAUUGUGUAAUUUCAUUUGAAGUCACCUUUAACAGGAGCCCAGUAUCUAAGUGAACCAUACUAAAUACACAUCCUUCCCUUUUGAUUCUACUGCAGUCAUAGUGAUGUAUCCCUGAAAUAAAUUAACUAGUUUUCUAUUGGUUUUUCUCAAAUAAUGGAUAUGGAAGUACUCUUAUGUCCUGAACCUUGUGCAAGUUUGCACAGUAUAGAAAUGGUACCUACCUAAAAGAAAUGGCUGUCCUGACUGGGAAAUGAAUACUGAGAGUGCAAGUUCUGUAAGCAGAACAAAAAUACAGCAUCUUUCUAUUGACAUUUACCUUUAUUUCAGUAAAUAGGUGAUGGUGAAGAAAAGGCUGAACAUAAUACAUUGGAAAAAUGUCAUUGUAUUGACUGUGUGUUUGUUCAGAACUAGUUAAGAUUGUAUUGCCAGCAAUAACACAUUACUUACGUAUGUUAAAUAGUAUGUAAGUUUACAUAAUUUUUUAAUUACACCAAAAUAAAUGCAGAACAAUGAGAGAUGUUACCUGGAUAUAAACACAAGAACUUUAAACAAGAGAAGAACCUGGCAAAAUUUCACAGAUGAAGAAAUUAAUUAUCUUUUAACUAGAGUAAAAUAAAUGGGUUGAUUUUUGUGGUCCUAUUCAUUUCAGAAAGGAUGGACAAAUGUUAAUCUUUCUGAGAAAUACAACAGGUUACAAGUAAAUAAUGUCAAUUUUCCUACAAAUCCUACAUGCUAUCAGGUCAUUUUUUGAGCUUUUGUCCCUGACUGGGCUUGCAAAAGAACAUGGGAUGAAGAAUUGGCAACCUGUGGGGCUGAUCUUUGUGUCAUUUCAGUGCUGUGCACACUAAGAAUUCGAAUGGUCUCUCACGUAAUCUAAUCAGUUUUUACGCUAAUAAGGAACGGGGAAACACUAGAGAGCCUUUGACCGUCCAGUGCCAACUGACAGGGAGCAAAGAGUUUCAGUUAAGGGCUGAAUUAAAAUCCCCAUGUUUGCUGGGAAGUGGAUAUUUUCUUGGGGCUCGUGCAAUUUUCUGUCGCAGUUUUCACUUCAUUUCAUGUGCAUGUGCCUUACACAGAGGUGUGGUCUGUGGAUGGAGUAAUAGCAUUUCUGCUGUACUCCGGGUAAAGGUGAGUGUGUGUUGUGUGUGUGGGGGGGGGGUUAGUGGCAACCGUUUGUAUUCUGAAAGCUUUUCUAGAAUUGUGCUGCGUUUCGUGGUUGUCUUGAUGGUUUGAUCUCCCAUCUUACAGAAACAAGAAAAAAACAAGGAUCAUCACCAAUGUAUUUCAAGAGAAUUGUGGAUUUGGAUGCAGGAAGUUGAAGAACAGCAUUGUUAACAGUGAGGUAUAGUCACAACAAUUCCAGCUUCUAGAGAAUUUAGAUGAGUUUGGACUGCUUUGUACUGCUAACCUUCGUAACUGAAAUUGUUAUGCUUUGCAGAUGUCAGUUAAAUUGUAAGUUUUUAUAAAUAAUGCCAAUAAACCCUUUACCAGUGGAAGUUACUUGUUUUUUAAAAUUUAACCUUCUUUGUGAACUUUUGAUUAUGCGACAAUUAAUUUGGCUUUGUUUGAAUUUUUUUAGUUUGCUUCAUCCUAUUUGUAAGAAAAGGCCUAUUGCUAAAAUGCCAGAAGCUGGUGAGAGGUAGUGUUCUGAAUUCCUUCCUCUGCAUCAGUGAAAGCAGCAGCUAAAAGACUUUGUCAGGCGCUUGGUGUGUGAAAACACCAAAUGUAUGUUUGAAAACUGCUGAAUGUAGUAGAUGAAUCUUACAUGGGUACAAGUAAAUGGAAAUACAGAGCUUGUGGAAAUGUCAGAACUUGUAGAUGGAAGAUUUAGUAUGUGGUUCAUCCGCAGUGUUUUCUGACUGCUGUUAAUGACUUGGAUGACAUUGGUCCUACAUGAAAUACUGCAGCUGUGAACGACACAGCAUGUAACUACUGGUAAAUUUGACUUCACUGUAUGUGGGACUUCUGUGCUUGUUGUUCAAGUUAGUGAGCAGAACCCCUGUUUCUGCUAAUGGCACCGCAUUUUCUAAAUCUUUAGCGAAGGCCUUAGUAACUUGUUUUUUUUUCCAUGAUUGCCUUAUUAUUUGAAUUCUGAUUGUUAGUUUAAUAUAGCAAAAAUUGAAUUACUUUGCAGUAGGCUUUUGUAAUGAUGUAGCUCAAGUACUUAAAAACAAGCAAGAUAACCUGAGAGAGAAUGACUUGCACCAAAGAUGAUGCUGAUAUAAUAAAUAGGUCUUCUAAUGUUUUUCA
Messenger RNA from Numida meleagris (helmeted guineafowl), 6031 nucleotides. RefSeq names its product telomere repeat binding bouquet formation protein 1 (gene TERB1). Bases 1021 to 3270 code for a protein of 749 amino acids. Lineage: Eukaryota; Metazoa; Chordata; Aves; Galliformes; Numididae. Gene Ontology annotation, biological process: homologous chromosome pairing at meiosis; meiotic attachment of telomere to nuclear envelope. The transcript is spliced from 17 exons. The record is from RefSeq and is a predicted model, not a curated record.